Messenger RNA from Salarias fasciatus (jewelled blenny), 2935 nucleotides. It is a transcript of the gene map3k14b, whose product is annotated as mitogen-activated protein kinase kinase kinase 14b. The transcript has 14 exons. Gene Ontology annotation, biological process: canonical NF-kappaB signal transduction; protein phosphorylation. The coding region runs from base 1 to 2838 and encodes 945 amino acids. The record is from RefSeq and is a predicted model, not a curated record. Gene Ontology annotation, molecular function: ATP binding; protein kinase activity. NCBI's taxonomy places the organism in Eukaryota, Metazoa, Chordata, Actinopteri, Blenniiformes, Blenniidae.
AUGGCCAUUCCCAGGGUGCUCAACUCCAACACGCCCCUCAUCAUCGUCACCGGAGAGUCCGAGCCCUCCUUCCUCAGUAAACAUGAAGUCCACCCAGGUGGAGAGGCGGAGGAGGAGGAAGAGGAGGAGGAGGAGGAGGUCUCGCUGGUCCAAGCCAUCGGCCCCCAUCUGAGCCGGGUCAUGCAGCAAGGGACCGCCACACAUGUGGCCGAAAGCCAAACGUCCCCCCAUCAGGACCCUGCAGUCUCCAUCGUGGCUCAAGCUGAGAGUGAAGACUUCCAGGAGUUCAGUCCUUCCAACACGCAGUGCCCGUUUCCACGAUCGCAGCUCUUCCUGAAGCGAAGGUCUCUGGGUAAAGAAGUCUUUUUCCUGAGCGACACUGAGGAUGAAGACUUUGAUGACUCGCCCGUCCUCCCACAUUAUCACCUCCAGAGGAAACAGCGGCGGAAAGCGGGCCGGCGUCCGGAGGACGGCGAGCAGCGGCCGAUCAUCAGGGGUCUGUGGGUUCAGGAGGUCGACUGGCUGAAAUCCUCCGACAGAGACAGCGCCUGGUCCGUGGACAUCAUCCCUCCUCCUCCUCAGUUCACUGACUCCAAUCCGAUGGAGGAGUGCGGUGGUGUCGGGGGUUCGGAGGACGACACGCCGUCCAGCUCCGAGGACUCGGACCGCAGCCUGGACUCCGUCCACACUCACGAGAGCGAGUCGGACUCCUCCUGCACCACGCCACUUUCAACCCUGGAGCUCAUGCACGUGUCCUCCUCCCAUCCAGACCUGGAUUCAGACUCCUCAGGGUGCGAGCAAGGCAUGCUGGGAGAUCCAGACCAUGCCCACAGCGCUGAAGACACAUGGCGGCCCGCUGCCGUCUCCAAGGCGACAGCCUUGAAGACGGCAGUUGAAGAACUGAGGGGCAAAGUGACGCAGAUCCCCAAGACCCUGGUCUCAGCUGGGUUUGGAGGCUUGAUCAGGCGGAUCCUGAACGGAUGGAAAACCACAAAUCCAACCAACGAGGGACUCCUGUUCCACCACCGCCUCCAGCCCAGCGGCGGAGCGUACCGGGAGGGCGAGCACUACAGCGUCCUCCAGCACAUCCAGAACGGGUCGUACGGAGACGUCUUCUGCGUUCGGGACAAACGCUCCGGAUUCAAAUGCGCCGCCAAGAGGAUUCCGCUGGGCGCCUUCAGCGGCGAGGAGGUGAGCACGUGGAGCGGUCUGGACUCUCCCGGAGUGGUGGAGCUGUUCGGGGCCGUGAGGGAAGGCCCGAAUGUCGUCCUCUUCAUGGACCUGAAGCCCGGCUGCCUGGGUCAGCUGCUGAAGGAGAUGAGCUGCCUGCCUGAAGACCUGGCGCUGCACUACCUCCACCAGACACUAGGGGCGCUGCAGCACCUGCACCACAGGAAGGUGCUGCACCUCGACGUCAAAGCGGACAACGUGCUGCUGUCUGCAGACUGCAGAGACUCCUUCCUCUGUGACUUUGGCCUCGCUCAGACUUUAGAUGAUGGCGGACAAAGCAGCAAGGCAUUCAGAGGUCCUGGUUUCCCGGGCACAGAGACCCACAUGGCCCCCGAGGUGGCCCGAGGAGACCGUCUGAGUGCCAAGGCCGACGUGUGGAGCAGCUGCUGCAUGCUGCUGCACAUGCUGAACGGUCACCAGCCCUGGACACGCCUGUACUGCCACCCCCUGUGCCUGCAGAUCGUCAACGAGCCGCCCCCUCUCUGGGAGGUCCCGUCCAACUGCAACAACUUCACAGCCAAAGUGUUCAGAGCCGGGCUCCAGAAAGACCCCCUGAGACGAGCCACGGCCUGGGAGCUCCAGAGGAAGACCACCAAGGCCCUCAGAGCAGUUGGAGGUUUGAGUCUCUGGUCGCUCAAAGCCGCCUGUGAGACUCUGCGUCGUGUCCAGACCCAGACCGAAGACGCCCCCCGCUCCUUGACCCCUGUGGACCUGAACGAAGUGUCCCCCACCGCCUCGGCGCCGGCCAUGUACUGGGUGAGUCCCUGGAGGACCACGGCGGUGGAUGAGGACUCGGACCGGGACCAGGACACGGACGACCUGACGGCAGAGUGGGACUCAGAGCCCAAAUCUCUGCGGGACGACUACACCACAGAAGACUGGCUGAGCGGCUCCGAGUCGGAGGUGGACAUCUACAUGGGAGAGGAGGAGUGGCUGAAAACUGACCGGGACUAUGAGGAGGACGAGGACGAGGUCGACGGGGAGGACUGGGACUCGCUGGAGUCCACAGAGUAUCUCCGAGCUCUCAGAGGACAUUUCCCUUUGCUGCACAAAGGCCAGCUGAUGAAGGAAGCCUCAUGGGGAUCAGAAGAAGAGCUGGAACUCCUUCGAGACGAUGUAGCUCUGGGCACCACGAUGCAGAGCCCCUCUCCCGAGCCUCGAGACGACCCCCCGUCCUGCUUCAGCUGCUCGGAGACGUCCCAGCUGGACGCCUCGGAGACGGACUCCGACCGAUCAUCCGACGACCUCAGCUCCGGCGUUUUUUCCUCCUGCAACAGUCAGACGGACGCACGCGUGGAGUGGACGGCUUCGACCAAUCAGCCGUCCUCAUACUGCUUCGAGGGGGUUGACAUCUGGAUCGAGAACGUUCAGGGCGAGUGUCUGAGGAUUCGAGAGCGGCGCCGGGUCAAAGUGGGACACGUCGCCAUCGGGAUCAGUGACCAGAUCUCAGGGAAAGCCUUCACUCUGGAGACCCUGGACAGGAAGACGGUGCCCUUCGAGCAGGAGAUCAAGCAGUCGGGUUUGUGGCUCCGCUGCGUUCCCGCCCCGGACCGAUGUCAGCGCUGGAGGUGGAGAGUUCAGGACGGCAAGCUGGAACUACGAGAAUGAAUCGGGGCUUUAACUAUUCCUCCUUCUCCUGAAGCUCCGGAUGCACCUGAGGGGUUCACCUGCAGGAUUCACCUGCUCUGCUGCCGUGUAGAGUCUG